Prunus armeniaca (apricot) is the source of this 678-nucleotide messenger RNA. The record is from the annotation of a GenBank genome assembly. Lineage: Eukaryota; Viridiplantae; Streptophyta; Magnoliopsida; Rosales; Rosaceae.
AUGACGACGUCAGAGUUGGAAGUAAGCGGCAGCUCGUGGGACGUCUCUCAAUUUCAACACACCCCUUUUUACUGUGAGGAGAAUGUGUACUUGCUUUGCAAGGAACUGGGCACAAAGGAAAUAGCAGAUGCCCAAAGUUCUGAUCUUUUUGUUGUUUUCAUUUCCAAUGAGAAAAAACAGAUCCCAUUGUGGCAUCAGAAGGCCAGCAGCCGAGCAGAUGGGGUUGUUCUCUGGGAUUAUCAUGUCAUUUGCAUACAGAGAAAAGGCAGAGGUGAAUCACCCUCCCCACACUUAGUGUGGGAUUUAGAUUCAAGUCUUCCAUUUCCUUGUCCCAUAGCACGCUACGUCUCCGAAACUAUCCGCCCCGACUUUCAGACCUUUUCUGAAUUCCAAAGGUAUUUCCGGAUUGUGCAUGCCCCCGUGUUUCUUCGUUGCUUUGCAUCUGAUAGGAGACACAUGAAAGAUUCUGUUGGCAAUUGGCUACAUCAACCUCCCCUCUACCAGCCCAUUGUUGCGGAGGAUGGAACUGUUCACAACCUGAAUGAGUACUUCGACAUCCGUGCUACAGAUGCAGCGACAGGUACAGGAGCUGAUAUGACCAAUGAAGUUUUUACCAAAAAGCUUGGUGUGGUCGUAACAGAAAGCCAACUGGAGGAGUUCUUUUCGCAAAUUCCUUGA